CUGUAGCUCUCAAGGUUGCCGCAAGCAUCAGUCGCUUUCUCACUCCAAACAUUGCCUUUGUGAUAGCAGCCAAAGAUGCAAGCCCCCGUGGUCGUUUUGAACACACAGCAAGGCGAGCGACAAUUUGGUCGCAAAGCUCAACUUUCGAAUAUAACGGCCGCAAAGACCGUAGCAGACAUUAUCCGAUCAUGUUUGGGUCCAAAGGCCAUGCUGAAGAUGCUGCUCGACCCUAUGGGUGGCAUUGUUCUCACAAACGACGGACACGCUAUCCUCCGAGAAAUCGAAGUUGCACAUCCAGCCGCUAAAUCCAUGAUCGAGCUUUCGAGGACACAAGACGAGGAGGUGGGCGAUGGCACCACCACGGUCAUCAUAUUAGCAGGCGAAAUCUUAGCUCAAGCUCUACCACAACUUGAACGCAACAUACAUCCUGUCGUCAUAAUACAGGCCUUUAAAAGGGCACUUGCAGAUGCGCUGCAGAUCAUCGAGGAUAUCAGCGUGCCCGUCGACAUUAACAACGACAAGGAGAUGUACCAGCUCAUUCAAGCAACCAUCGGCACCAAGUUCGUAUCCCGUUGGUCUGAGCUCAUGUGUCAGCUGGCGCUGAAGGCUGUUCGCACAGUGACUUGGGACCAGGGCAGUGGACGCAAAGAGGUGGACAUAAAGCGUUAUGCGCGUAUAGAGAAGAUUCCUGGCGGUGAGAUUGAGGAUUCUAGAGUGCUUGAUGGUGUGAUGCUCAACAAAGAUAUAACACACGCGAAGAUGCGACGGAGGAUUGAGAAUCCGCGUAUUAUCCUUCUCGACUGCCCACUGGAAUACAAGAAGGGCGAGUCGCAGACCAAUAUUGAGAUUACAAAAGAGGAUGAUUGGAAUCGCAUCCUGCAAAUUGAGGAGGAGCAGGUCAAGGAAAUGUGCGACGCCAUUCUGGCACACAAGCCCGAUCUAGUAAUCACAGAGAAGGGCGUUUCCGACCUUGCUCAGCACUUCUUCGUGAAGAACAAUGUCACCGCCCUGCGCCGAGUUCGAAAGACGGACAAUAACCGCAUAGCACGUGCUACAGGUGCUACCAUUGUCAACGAUGUCCGCUCUAUUUCAGCCUCGGACGUGGGGACAGGAUGUGGUCUCUUCGAGAUCAGCAAGAUUGGCGACGAAUACUUCACCUUCUUGACCAAAUGCAAGAACCCACACGCAUGCACCAUCAUGCUUCGCGGACCGUCAAAAGACAUCCUUAACGAGGUGGAGAGAAAUUUGCAAGAUGCUAUGGGCGUUGCUCGCAACGUCAUGUUCCAUCCACGUCUCUGUCCGGGCGGUGGUGCUACCGAAAUGGCUGUCGCUGUUGGUCUUGCUCAGCGUGCCAAGAAUGUCGACGGAGUGGCACAAUGGCCAUAUAAAGCUGUCGCCGAAGCGUUCGAAGUUAUCCCCCGAACACUCAUCCAAAAUAGUGGUAACUCUCCAAUCAAGGUAUUGACGCAGUUGAGAGCCAAGCACAACGAAAGUGGCGGCUCGAGUUGGGGCGUCGAUGGUGAUGCAGGAAAAUUGGUGGACAUGAAAGAAUACGGGGUCUGGGAACCGAUGGCGGUCAAGAUGCAAAGCGUGAAGACGGCUGUGGAGAGCGCGUGCUUGUUGUUGAGAGUGGACGAUAUCUGUGCUGCGAAGGCGGCGAAGCAGACUGGUGGGCCGAUAGGAGGUGGUGGAGACGAUUGAGAAUGAGAUGGUUAUUGGAACGGGCAGUGUCAGACAAUAGUCGAAUAAUCCCAAAAGCAUGAAGAUCUAGCACACAAUGUGUCGUUGGUUUGGUUGCUGAAGUUCUUAUAAAACCUCGGUCUCUCCAAUCUGCGAUCUGCUCCAUAUUCCCA
Molecule: messenger RNA, 1853 nt
Organism: Verruconis gallopava
Lineage: Eukaryota; Fungi; Ascomycota; Dothideomycetes; Venturiales; Sympoventuriaceae
Product: T-complex protein 1 subunit gamma
Exons: 3
Coding region: 76-1701 (541 amino acids)
Biological process (GO): protein folding
Cellular component (GO): chaperonin-containing T-complex
Molecular function (GO): ATP-dependent protein folding chaperone; ATP binding; ATP hydrolysis activity
Source: RefSeq, a predicted model, not a curated record